Molecule: messenger RNA, 1265 nt
Organism: Impatiens glandulifera
Lineage: Eukaryota; Viridiplantae; Streptophyta; Magnoliopsida; Ericales; Balsaminaceae
Exons: 8
Coding region: 254-1132 (292 amino acids)
Biological process (GO): snRNA transcription by RNA polymerase III; snRNA transcription by RNA polymerase II
Cellular component (GO): snRNA-activating protein complex
Molecular function (GO): sequence-specific DNA binding
Source: RefSeq, a predicted model, not a curated record
UAAAAGCUAGGUCUUCUGUAUCUAUUCUCUUCUCUUCUCUGGUGUGAUUCCUCUCGAACUCGCCCGCCGCCGUCGCCGUCGCCGUCGCUGCCGCCGUCCUAUAAGCGUUAACCAUCAUCUAUUUCCUCUCGCCAGGUUUUCAGGGAGGGAGCGCAAGGGAAAUUUCUCAACACAAAAAGAGGAACACUUUCUAAGUCUUAGUUUCCGUGUUGGCAAUAGUUUCUUGAAUAUAUCUUUUGCCUCUUUAUUGGAAAUGGAUCUCAAGCCUUUUAAGCUGGACAUUGAUGAACUCAUUAAUGAUUUUGCCGAGAAAAACCAGUCAUCCUUUACGGAAUGGAAGAAAGUUUGGCUUUCCAGAAAGUUUUCCCUCUUAUUUGAGGCUAAGCCCCCUACAAAGCACGCCUUCUUUAUGCAAUCACUGUAUGGUCACUGUAUUGGUUACAUGAUCUCAACAGAUUCUAUGCAACAUAGAUUGGGUGGUCUCUAUUGCCUUUACUGUCUUCAUGAGAUUCAACCAUUCAAACCGCCAUUCAAAGCUUACUUAUCUGUAGGGGAACUGACGAGUCUCAGACAUCUUGUUGUUGAUGCAAGAAAUAUGAACAUAAGAGUGGUGUCUACAUUAGUGAAGGCAAUGCUGGAAAAGAACAUUUUUCUUUUGGGGGCAGUGGAUUUACGCGAAGCAGCUGUAAAGGAGAGGGUAGAUGAACUCACAGAUAUACAGAAUGCUCGAAUCCAAUCAGCAUAUAACAAGUUAUUUUCAGAGCCUUCUGGCCAGGCGAAGCUUGAGGACUACGUUCACAUGGAUUUGGGUAAGGAAAUAAAUGUUGAUGCAAUAAUGAAAAUUUCCAAGGACUAUGCAGUUGCCAAGGAGCUCGCCAUCACAGAGGCUAGCAAAAUUGUGGAUGUUCAAGACAUAAAGCACAUAGCAAAAGGCGACAAACUGAUUGGAGAAGUUGUCAGGAAGUGUGCCGAGGAUUGGAACACUCAGAAGCAACUGUUUUAUCAACGAACAGGAAUGGACCAGAAAGUUUCAAUUGAAAAAUCCAACGAGGCAGACGAAGAACACGAGGAGGGAAAUGCGAAUAAUUUCACAGACGAACUUGAGCAGAUGCUCUAUAAUACCGAAGAUUAGAAAAUAACAUAUAAUUAGAUUUAGAAAUGGUUUGGUGUAAAUCUUCUAUUCUCAUAAUCAAUUGUUCAUUGUAUUAGUAUAUUCAAAAUUUAACUAAUUUGAGUGAUUAAUAGGAAUUUAUUAAUAUAAGAUU